Messenger RNA from Drosophila mauritiana, 801 nucleotides. Its product is annotated as ras-related protein RIC1-like. Gene Ontology annotation, molecular function: GTP binding; GTPase activity. Gene Ontology annotation, cellular component: plasma membrane; trans-Golgi network transport vesicle; synaptic vesicle. The record is from RefSeq and is a predicted model, not a curated record. The transcript has a single exon. NCBI's taxonomy places the organism in Eukaryota, Metazoa, Arthropoda, Insecta, Diptera, Drosophilidae. Bases 70 to 717 code for a protein of 215 amino acids. Gene Ontology annotation, biological process: protein localization to plasma membrane; protein secretion; cellular response to insulin stimulus.
AGAACAAGCUAAGCUACAAUUGUCACUUCAGUCGAAUCGUUGUACAUAUUAAACCAAACCGAAUUGACGAUGAGAAACUACGACUAUUUGUUCAAGAUACUCGUCCUGGGUGACUGCGGCGUGGGCAAGUCCUGCCUGCUGAUGCGUUUCUCGGAUGACCGAUUCACCGAAAAAUACGUGUGCACGGUGGGCAUAGAUUUCAGGGUGCGCAGCGUGGAGGUGACCGGUCGGAUGGUGAUGCUGCAGAUCUGGGACACCGCCGGCGACGAGCGCUUCAAGUCGCUGCUGCCGUCCUAUUAUCGCGGUGCCACUGGCAUAUUGCUCGUCUACGACAUAACGUCGUCCAAAAGUUUCCGAAGCAUCGAUGGCUGGCUGGAGGAGAUACACCGCAUGUGUCCGAAGACGGUGAACGUCCUGCUGGUGGGCAACAAAUGUGAUGAUCUGGAUAAUCGCCAGGUGCGCUUGGAGCAGGGGUUCAACUAUGCCAAUCUUCGGGCAAUCGGCUUUCAUGAGGUUUCCGCCAAGAGUGGCGCGAAUGUAAAUGACGUAUUCAGCACGUUGUCAGUUGGCAUAUACAAUCGUCUUGUGCUUUGCACCCCAAAUCGGUUGCCAGCUGGGCAGGAAGCGGAGGAGGACACUGAAGACCCACCAGAUGAACCAAUCAAAUUAGCUGGCAAAGAUCGGCAGGGGACCAAUGACAACAAUACCUGCUGUUAAGCAUCUAGACUUCAUUAGACGUUAUUAUAAUAUAAUAUAUUAUAAUAAUAUAUUAUAAUAUUUUGAAAUUUCUACAAUAUCUAC